AUGUAUCUACUAUCCCCAACGUCCGUGGCUCACUCAGCAUUAGGAGGCGCCAACGGAAUCGGAGCGAGUCUGGUAGAAUACUGCUGUCAGCAAGGAGCGUAUGUUUGCUUCGGCGAUGUCGCUGAGGAUGCGGGAAAUCAGAUCGCUCAGUCGCUGUGCUCAUCCGCCUCAUCGUCAUCAUCACCACGAGCCAUCUUCCAGCACACCGAUGUCACUAGCUACCAAUCCGUACUCGGUCUUUUUGACCUGGCGCUCAAGACAUAUGGUCGCAUUGAUCAUGCUGUUGCCUGUGCAGGUAUCAUGGAGAUUGGCAACUUGUUCGACCCCGCCUUGACGCUGGAGACAGUUCGUGAGGCGCCUACGACCAAAGUCCUCGAUGUCAAUCUGACGGGCUGUCUCUAUGUUGCUCGCAUCGCCAGCGUGUACUUGCGCCAGGACCGCCCGGAAAAUGCAGAUCGGUCUAUUACUCUCAUCUCCUCGGUCGCUGGAUUCAAGGAAUCUCCCGGAAUGUUUGUUUACCAAGCUUCCAAACAUGGAGUGCUCGGUCUGAUGCGUUCACUGCGUUUGUACCUAUCUUCUCCAACCCAUCGCAUCCGAGUCAACGCCAUCUGCCCAUGGAUGACCACCACGGCCAUGGUCAAGGGUGUGCAAGAAGCUUGGAUGAAGGCAAAAUUACCUUGCAACACCCCCGCCGACGUUGCCCACAUCAUCGCCGGCGUCCUGGCAGAUUCAUCGCUUAAUGGCAAGUCCAUGUACGUCGAAGGAGGGAGAGGAUGGGAGAUUGAGGCGAACCUUGAUCGAUUGGAACCCCAGUGGUUGGGUGAAGAACCGUCGCGGUCUCUGGCGCAGGGACAGGCAGUGCUCGGCAGUGGCAUGGAUUGGGCUCAAUAG
Aspergillus fischeri NRRL 181 is the source of this 891-nucleotide messenger RNA. RefSeq names its product putative 3-hydroxyacyl-CoA dehydrogenase. NCBI's taxonomy places the organism in Eukaryota, Fungi, Ascomycota, Eurotiomycetes, Eurotiales, Aspergillaceae. The record is from RefSeq and is a predicted model, not a curated record. Bases 1 to 891 code for a protein of 296 amino acids. The transcript is spliced from 2 exons.